AUGGAAUAUGGUGUGAAAGAAAAUAGGAUUGCCGCCUUGCACAAAGUGGGUAUGGAGUCGUCGAUUAUAUUCCAGACACUUCAAAAGCUUGGUAUCAGCCGUAUGUUCGUAUAUCGUACUAUCAACAGAUACAGCAACACUUUGUCUGUCGAAGACCAGAAAAGAUCGGGGCCGCCGCGUGUUGACUCUGCACCUGGCCACAAGGCACGAACUACCCAAGCCUGGCUUGAAACCAACGUUCCGGACUUUAUAAGAGUUGAAAACUGGCCCUCAUCCAGCCCAGACCCUUUAGACUUCAAAUUAUGGUCAGUUUUAGAGGACAUGGACAGACUAAGCGACAAGGCGACAUUGAGUCUCUUAAAAAUUUUUGGGGCAAGCAGUGGCGAAAUUUCCCUUGGAAACUAUGUAUCAUUAACCACUUCGAAAUUGCGCAAAAGCACUUCUCCGAAGCCAACAACAUUACAUAAAAGAAUAAACGUCGAUAGAAAUUAUUAUGAAUCAGCGAAUUCAAGUGGAUUAGAAGAAUUGUUGCAAUAUGUGGGGGCUAAGAACAAAAGGAAUAGUGAAACUUAUUCCAUUGUGGACUGGGAUUAUUGGUGUCGUCUCCAAGUAAGAAAAGGAAAUUGUCAAAAGGCAUUAGAAAGAUUUUAUUACGAUAUACAAACAGAUGAAUGCAAACCGUUUGUAUAUACCGGAUGCGGGGGUAAUAAAAAUAACUUUUACACAAGUGAUUUUUGUGAACGAAAUUGUAAAGGGGCUCUUGAUACAAAUAUCAAAGACCUUGAGCGACCAGAAUUUUGUUCUCUACAAGCACAGACUGGAUUCUGUUUGGCGCUUAUAUCUCAGUUUUAUUAUGACAUUAACGAGGAAACGUGUCUCAAGUUUAAUUACGGUGGCUGUGGUGGAAACCAAAAUCGAUUUUCUUCCAUGUCCGCAUGUAUGAAAACGUGCAGUGAUAAAGAAGAAGAAUCCGAGUAGCAUGUUAUGAAAGUAAAAUUCAAUAAAAAUACACGCAUAUUAUUCUUA
Messenger RNA from Melitaea cinxia (Glanville fritillary), 1026 nucleotides. RefSeq lists its product as uncharacterized. The coding region runs from base 1 to 978 and encodes 325 amino acids. The transcript has 7 exons. The record is from RefSeq and is a predicted model, not a curated record. Gene Ontology annotation, molecular function: serine-type endopeptidase inhibitor activity; nucleic acid binding. NCBI's taxonomy places the organism in Eukaryota, Metazoa, Arthropoda, Insecta, Lepidoptera, Nymphalidae.